AUGGCAACUGCGGCGAGUGCAGUAAGGGGUUUAGUGAUUUUUGGAGCAAUUUCUGUAGCAGUAUGGAUGUGGUACACUGAUACAUUUGUAAAUUUUGACGAUUUCCACCCCACAGUGACGGAAGUUCGCGAGUCGGUCGAGUCGCACCUGAAAAAUGAAACAGCGUUGUUCUUUGUUCGCGAAGGGCACCAUUUUGUUUCCCCAGACAUGAGCGAAGCGUGGAAAAAAGAUACAAGAUCUUGGAUUAAUUCUACAGGUCAUUUCAUCAUGACAGGGGUUUCUGGUGGUUUGGGUAACCGUAUGUUUCAGUUUGCGUCAAUGUAUGGAAUUGCAAAACGUAACAACAUGACUCCAGUCGUGCUUGAAAGCAUACAGAUACGGGAAGUGUUUCGAAUUCCGGAUUAUAUUCCCCGAUCUUUACCGCCUGGUGUUAAACUUGUGAAAUUCCACGAGAAGAAAUACGCUUUUUAUGACAACAGGACGGAGACAUUGUACAAGAAGGGCCAAUCAGUGCAAUUGUUUUAUUACCUGUGUUCUUGGAAAUAUUUCCAAAAUGUCGAAGAUGAUCUGAGGCGACAUUUUCGUUUCCGAAAUGAGGCACAUUUCCGCAAACAAAUUGAUGCUUUUUUUGACACAGCCUUACUAGAACUUGGGAUAAACAACAAAGGGGAGAAAGUAACGUACAUUGGAAUUCAUGCACGGUAUGGAAAAGACAUGCGCAUAGUAUAUGAACAUAUGGGUUAUACCGUGGCGCCAUCUAGUUACUACACCAAAGCCAUACGGUACUUUGAGAAUAUCUAUAAAAACAUCCUGUUUAUUGUAGUGUCUGAUGAUAUGUCUUGGUGCAGAAAGAAUAUUCAGCACCCACGAAUCCGGUACAACCCAUUCAAGGACCCCAUACUGAGUUUAGCUCUCUUAGGAAGUUGUAACCACACCAUAAUGUCAGUGGGUACCUUUUCUUGGUGGGGCGCGUGGUUGGCCGGGGGAGACGUGGUUUACUAUAAAGACUGGCCCAAACCUGGCACCCAUUUGUGGUGGCGCACCAACCAUGAGGACUAUUUUCCCCCAAAAUGGAUUGGAAUGUCAGGAUAG
Messenger RNA from Lingula anatina, 1092 nucleotides. RefSeq names its product galactoside alpha-(1,2)-fucosyltransferase 2-like. NCBI's taxonomy places the organism in Eukaryota, Metazoa, Brachiopoda, Lingulata, Lingulida, Lingulidae. The record is from RefSeq and is a predicted model, not a curated record. Gene Ontology annotation, cellular component: membrane. Gene Ontology annotation, molecular function: galactoside 2-alpha-L-fucosyltransferase activity. Gene Ontology annotation, biological process: carbohydrate metabolic process.